Molecule: messenger RNA, 516 nt
Organism: Xylona heveae TC161
Lineage: Eukaryota; Fungi; Ascomycota; Xylonomycetes; Xylonales; Xylonaceae
Product: putative phosphatidylglycerol/phosphatidylinositol transfer protein
Exons: 3
Coding region: 1-516 (171 amino acids)
Biological process (GO): intracellular sterol transport
Molecular function (GO): sterol binding
Source: RefSeq, a predicted model, not a curated record
AUGAGGAUCUCAUCGGCCUUAGUUACGCUUGCCUUAUCGUCUGUCGUUGCCGCUCGCUCGAUCUGGCCGGGAGGCUUGACAGAACAGACUACUCCUAGAAUCCAGGGCGACUUGUCUGUUCCUGGUGAAAACCCGUUGGAGUUUUGCCGUGACACUGGAGAGGAUAUCUUAACUAUCGAGCGCGUCAACUUGACUCCCAACCCGCCACUACCUGGCCAAACCUUGACCAUUGAAGCUGCCGGCGUCUUCAGCGAAGAUAUUGAAGAGGGGGCCUACGUCAACCUCCAGGUCAAAUAUGGCCUUAUCCGACUGAUCAACCAACGCGCCGAUCUCUGCGAGCAGAUCAAGAAUGUCGACCUCGAGUGCCCGAUCAAGAAGGGCAAGACGGUUCUGACCAAGGAAGUCGAGCUUCCCAAAGAAAUCCCUCCGGGAAAAUACACUGUUUUCGCCGACGUCUACACCGUUGAUGACCGGAAGAUUACCUGUCUUACCGCAACUGUCGUCUUUCCCCGAUGA